This is a messenger RNA of Phymastichus coffea, 2945 nucleotides long. RefSeq names its product RNA polymerase II-associated factor 1 homolog (gene atms). The transcript has 8 exons. The coding region runs from base 161 to 1831 and encodes 556 amino acids. Gene Ontology annotation, cellular component: Cdc73/Paf1 complex. NCBI's taxonomy places the organism in Eukaryota, Metazoa, Arthropoda, Insecta, Hymenoptera, Eulophidae. Gene Ontology annotation, biological process: transcription elongation by RNA polymerase II. The record is from RefSeq and is a predicted model, not a curated record. Gene Ontology annotation, molecular function: RNA polymerase II complex binding; chromatin binding.
UUUAUAGUAGGUAUAUACUUGAGUAAAAAACUGGAUUACUAUUAUUGGAUUUUAUCGACGAAUUCAGUGUAUCCGGCGUCCUCGUAGUUUGUCAAAUCGGCUACUGUAUGUGAUAUUUUGUAAUAAGUUUUGCAUUGCCGUCGGCUUCGUAACAUUAAAAAUGCCACCUACCAUUCAAAAUGGAGCUGCGAAUCAGAGAACCGCCACAAGACCCACGGAAAAAAGAGUGGAAUUGAUCUGCAAAGUGAAAUAUUGCAACACCCUGCCCGACAUCACUUUCGAUCCCAAAUUUAUUGCGUACCCUUUUCAACCAACAAGAUUUAUUCAGUACAAUCCAACUACUUUGGAACGUAAUAAUAAGUAUGAAGUACUUACUGAGCAUGACUUGGGUGUGGAAAUUGACCUGAUAAACAAAGAUAUUUAUAUUGGUGAUCCCAAUGCUCAGUUAGAUCCAGCUGAUGAAAAGUUAUUGGAAGAAGAUGUUCUCACACCUCAGGAUUCUAAAAGAUCAAGACAUCAUGCUAAAAGUGUGUCGUGGCUCAGGCGUACCGAGUACAUCUCUACAGAACAAACAAGGUUUCAACCGCAAACCACUUCUGACAAAGUUGAAGCUAAAGUUGGUCAUAAUAUCAAAAAGCAUUUCAAGGAAGAUACUUUGUACAUGGACCGUGACUCUCAAAUUCGAGCAAUAGAGAAAACAUUUGAAGACAAUAAAAAACCAAUUGAGAAACAUUACAGUAAACCAAAUGUACAUGCUGUUGAAAUAUUUCCAGUUUACCCAGACUUCAAGCUGUGGAAAUAUCCAUGUGCUCAAGUUAUAUUUGACUCUGAUCCAGCUCCUGCAGGUCUUUCUGUACCAGCACAAAUUGAAGAAAUGUCGCAGGCCAUGAUUCGGGGUGUGAUGGAUGAGAGUGGAGAACAAUUUGUAGCUUACUUCUUACCAUUGGAAGAGACACUUGAGAAAAGGAAAAGAGACUUCUGCAAUGAUAUUGAAUAUGCAGAGGAGGAAGAGUAUGAGUACAAAAUGGCUAGAGAAUAUAAUUGGAAUGUCAAGAAUAAAACUUCCAAGGGUUAUGAAGAGAAUUAUUUCUUCGUUGUUCGCGAUGAUGGGGUCUAUUACAAUGAACUGGAGACUCGUGUAAGACUGAGCAAGCGACGACAGAAAGUUGGACAGCCACUAAAUAGCACUAGACUAGUUGUACGUCAUCGAACAAUGACUGCACCCGAAUUUAGAAUGCAACGGUACCGAGAGAAGCAAUUGGAACGACCUUGUGAUGAAGAGGAAGAAGAGGAAGAAGAAGAGGAGGAGGAAGAAGAACAAGAGGAAACUAAAACUCAGGAAGACAAAAACGAGGAGGAAAAAGAAGGAUCAGACAACGAGCCAAACGACGAAACACGCGAAAAUAGCGGUUCCCGAGCAUCUUCACGUGCAUCAUCCCGAGCUUCUAGCAAAUCUCGCUCACGCUCACCGUCGAAAGCUCGUUCUACACGUUCAGCUCGAUCAUCACGAUCAGUUCGGAGUCAGUCCAAAUCGCAAUCUCGAUCACGAUCACGUUCUGGCUCGGGUUCUCGUUCUCGAUCGGGUUCGCCAGCCAAAUCGCAAUCUCGUUCGCGUAGUGGUUCUCCAGCGAGAUCGGGUUCAGGUUCACCAGCGAGGUCAGGUUCAGGUUCACCAGUAAGAUCCGCCUCGAGGUCUUCUGCCAAGUCCAAAUCAAAAUCCAAGUCAAGAUCAAGAUCGAGGUCUGCUUCAGGUAGUGGGAGCGAAGCUAGUGGCAGCGGUAGUGGUAGUGCUAGCGGUAGUGGCAGCGAGUCUGGCUCCGAGAGCGAGUAAGUUGUAUCCCCUUUUGAGGAUCAGCUUAUGAUUUUAUAUCGCGGACUAUAACUGUAAAUCUUCUAUAAGAUUUGUUGUAAAAGUAGCUUAACGUUCAGAUUGAAUUUUGUAAAAAAAAAAAUUAAAGGAAAAGAUUAGUUUAGUUUUAGUAUUCAGUUAUAAUUCAGUGUUGAGAAAAUUGGUUACGUAGACGUGUAGAUAAUUUUUUCCUUUUAUGUUGAUUAUGUAUGAUAAUUCUCAUGAAAUCGAAUUGUAUUUAACGUUUAAUAAUACGUUUUGACACUUUUUAUUUUAUUCUUAUUAAGGUAGUACUAUAGCCAUGUACAUAGUGUCUAUGCAAAAAAAAAAAAAAUAAAUAAGUUGAACAAAUGUAAUAAUACGGGAUUUUUAUAUUAAAACAAUGAUUAUUUCUACUGAAAUGAUUCCUAUAAUUGUCCGUGUUAAAAGUACAAUUUUUUAAUAACAAUCACAUUGGAAAGUCAAUUUCAAACUUUGCAUACAUCUUUAUCAAUAUAAACAUUAGUUUUAAGACUAGUUUCAAAAAAUUUUGAUUUUUUUGAGUUUACUAUAGUACUACUUUACGCCUACUUAUAAAAUGUAACAUUGAGAUCUUUGAUCAAUCAGCGUCUCAAGCGAAUAUUCGCGAACCAUAUGAUUGAUAACACUAUUAACUGAUAGCGAUUUACAGUUAAGUGUUAAAUUCUUGCUAACGUGUAUAAUAAAAACUAGUAAGACGUCUAAUCUAUAAAUAGAAAGAUGUUUUAUUUGAAAAGAUUACAAAAAAAAAACGAGAAAAGCAAUAAAUGUUUAUAGUUGAAAAUUGAUUUGCUAAUCCAAACACAAAUUUAGAACACAAUCAAUAGGGCACUAUUGCUACAUUAUUGUACUUAUGACAAAUAUGAAAAAUGAGUUUAUUGAUCUUGUCCACCUUUCAAGACAAGCAGACCCUUAAGACGGUGAAAACUCCAAUGAAUCGAUACUAUCAUCGUUCUUUCAUACUUAUGCUAUACAUAUUACUUCAAAAUUAAAGUUCGAUUAGAAAUAAAUUAUUUAUAUUACGAACACUCAAUUAUGAGUAUUACUUUGGACCAUAGACAUAUGUGGUUAAUGGCAA